AUGACUCGUGGCGUAACAGCAGAAUCAUCCAAAUCAAUUAGCAAGGAUUUCAGAGAUAAGAGACAAGUCAACGGACUACCACUAGUGUACCCAUAUGGAGGAACUUAUAAGCUCCUUAUAGGCUUCGCUCUUCCAGUGCCAAGUGAAGACCAUAUCAAUUUGUUAUUUGCGUGCAACUUUCAAUACCAAUAUCUUCAAUUCCAAAACAUAACAGAACUGUCCCGUUACUAUUUCAUCAACACAGUGUCGAGAGAACAGCGGGAUGCCGAACUUGUAUCGAGGAGGGAUGAAAGGAUCGUUUUCUAUAGAGCUAUGGCUGAAUUAUUGGAAAUGAAAGGCAUGAAUGGUCAGGACUGCGUGUUGCGAGCUAUUUGCGAAGCGGCCCAAUAUCCGGUACACGAGGAAGCUCUUGUCGGAGAGGUCUUACACAUACUGUUAACGCCAGAUUACGGGCAUUCGUCUUUCGAAGAGCUAGAGCCGGAGUGGCAGGAAGCGAUGUCGACGUACAACGACGCGGCAACGGCGGGGCGGCAGAUGUUCGACUGCGGAUACAUAUACAGCGGCUGUCCCCAAGAGCAGGCCAUAUUAGAUAUAAUCACAACACUGAGAGAUGAAUAAUCCCUUUAUUCAAAUGUUAGAAUAUUCCUUUAUUCAUAACAAAGUGUUUCUCCCCUUAUAAUAAAAUCAAAAAUCAUUUAUUUCAAGUAGGCUCAGUUUACAAGCACUUUUGACACGUCAGUUGACUAUUUGUAAAGAUUCAACACCGGUUCGGAAGGCAGGUUCUGCUGAGAAGAAACCGGCAAGAAACUCAACAGUUGCUCUUUUUA
Messenger RNA from Bicyclus anynana (squinting bush brown), 827 nucleotides. RefSeq lists its product as uncharacterized. The coding region runs from base 1 to 618 and encodes 205 amino acids. The record is from RefSeq and is a predicted model, not a curated record. The transcript is spliced from 4 exons. Lineage: Eukaryota; Metazoa; Arthropoda; Insecta; Lepidoptera; Nymphalidae.